AUGCAGUUUAAAUUGUUGACAUUUUUGGUUGCUUCCAUUACUGGUGCAAAUGCUAUUGGGAACCUCGCCUUCAAUUUAGGUGUCAAGGAUAAUGCAGGAAACUGUAAAUCGGUUCAAGAGUUUGAAUCUGACUUGGAAUUGAUCAAAGGUUCAACUUCAAUCAUUAAAACAUAUGCCGUUUCUGAUUGUAACACAUUGCAAAAUUUGGGACCUGCAGCAGAAGCUGAGAAUUUUCAAAUUAUGUUGGGUAUAUGGCCAAAUGACGAUGCUCAUUUCGAAGCAGAAAAAGCUGCUUUGCAACAGUAUUUGCCAAAAAUCUCUUCUUCAACAAUUAAGAUUUUUUUGGUUGGUUCCGAAGCUUUAUACAGAGAAGAUUUGACUGCUUCACAAUUAUCUGAUAAAAUCAAUGAUAUUAAAUCAUUGGUCAAAGAUAUCAAGGAUAAAGAUGGUAAAUCAUAUUCAAACAUUCCAGUUGGUACCGUUGAUUCGUGGAAUGUCAUUGUAGAUGGUGCUAAUACACAAGCUAUUCAAACUGCAGAUGUUGUUUACGCUAACGCUUUUUCAUACUGGCAAGGACAAACUAAUAAGAAUGCUUCUUAUUCAUUCUUUGAUGAUAUCAUGCAAGCUUUGCAAACAAUCCAAACUAUUAAAGGCUCCACUGAUAUUGAAUUUUGGGUUGGUGAAACCGGUUGGCCAACUGAUGGGUCUAAUUUCGAAAGCUCGGAACCGGGAGUUGAAAAUGCUAAAAACUUCUGGCAACAAGGUAUUUGUGCAUUGAGAGCCUGGGGUGUAAAUGUUGCUGUAUUUGAAGCAAUUGAUGAAGCUUGGAAACCAGAUACUUCCGGUAUCUCUGAUGUUGAAAAACAUUGGGGUGUUUGGGACUCAAAUGGAAAAUUGAAAUAUGAUAUCAGUUGUCAUUUUGAUUAA
Messenger RNA from Lodderomyces oxycetoniae, 927 nucleotides. RefSeq names its product glucan 1,3-beta-glucosidase (gene BGL2). Gene Ontology annotation, biological process: cell wall organization; carbohydrate metabolic process. The transcript is spliced from 2 exons. Gene Ontology annotation, molecular function: glucan endo-1,3-beta-D-glucosidase activity. Bases 1 to 927 code for a protein of 308 amino acids. The record is from RefSeq and is a predicted model, not a curated record. NCBI's taxonomy places the organism in Eukaryota, Fungi, Ascomycota, Pichiomycetes, Serinales, Debaryomycetaceae. Gene Ontology annotation, cellular component: extracellular region; fungal-type cell wall; cell surface.